ACAGCUGCCCAAGCCCAUUUCCAACUUCAGUAUCCGAUUCCACGAGGUCCUUUCGUCCAAGACUCUGAACCAACGUUCUGUGACGGUUACACCGAUGCCGUGAAUAACCGCACCGUAUUCCCUCUUAGUAACGGGAUCAUCAACAUGAACAGCGAACAUCCGUUGUGGACGGCGGGAGUCAUUAUCUCGACGGAUCAAAACCCGAAUAACUUCAGCGAUUUUAACUCUAGCUCUGGUUAUCAGACUGUAGUUCCAUUCUUCCAGCAAAGCGGAGAGGGGCUGUACUGUUUUUCUAUCGAUCUCGCUGCUGCUGCAACAAAUGUUUCUGGAAUCAAAGACGGCGCGAACGUCACCAUUCAGGUUCUGUUUGAUGGCGGCGACGGCACCCUCUACCAGUGUGCGGACUUGACUUUGUCUGCCAGCAUGACAGUUCCGCCGUCCAACGCCUCGUCUGGUUGCACGAACGUAUCUUCUUCCACUACAACUUCUACUAGUAGCAGUGCA
Messenger RNA from Suillus clintonianus, 504 nucleotides. RefSeq lists its product as uncharacterized. NCBI's taxonomy places the organism in Eukaryota, Fungi, Basidiomycota, Agaricomycetes, Boletales, Suillaceae. The record is from RefSeq and is a predicted model, not a curated record. The transcript is spliced from 4 exons. The annotation marks the transcript as partial.